Messenger RNA from Vitrella brassicaformis, 1460 nucleotides. The record is from the annotation of a GenBank genome assembly. Lineage: Eukaryota; Vitrellaceae.
AUGUCGGUGCGUGAGAGCGGGGAGGUGCCUGAGGACCCGGCAGCCGUCCUUCUGGACCCUCGACAGCGUGCGCUGAGGGCCGAGGAGGCCGACAAAGCGCAGAAGGGCCUGGCCGCUGAAGCUGCCCAUCUCAAGGAACAGAGGAACGCCGCACUGCGUCAAGUGGACAGUCUGCACGAGCAUCUCAAGGCCAUGAGGGAGCCCAGAAGCGCCUGGCCGCUGAGGCUGCCCAUCUCAAGAAACAGAGGAACGCCGCAGAGCAGCAGCUGCGUGGCUCAAGAAACCGUGGGUGAGUGAAUGGCCACGCCAGGCUUUCACUAUUAAUUGCCUGUGUGUCACACGUGUCAGGACCUGAAGACCAAGUGUGACACACAGGAGCAUCGCAACAAUGACCUCACGCACGCACUCUCAGUCAAGGAACGGGACCUCAGCACAACAGCCGACGAGCAGCGCCAAGCGCUGUGUGUCGUGUCAGUACGUGUCAGCGCUUAUCGACCGUAAUGCCGUGCAGGAGGCCGCCACUCGGGAGAAACGGUUGGCCGAGGAGGAGGUGCAGCGAAGCACCGCCAGCACACAGGUACGUCCCUCCCCAUCACUCACCUCCCGUCACUCACCUCACAAUACAUACUUACAAUGAAUAAGCAGCCCAGCCCCCUAAAUUGAUAGUGUCUUGUGUCUGGCUGGCGAUUUUGUUUCAUCUUUCUAGGCGGAGGUCUCUCGCUUGCAGAACCUGCUGAAAGAGGCGCAGGAGGUCAGCCAGUCAGUCAGUCAGCGCCCCCGGUCUCCCUCAUGUACAUUUGUUGUGUCAGGAGGGAGGCCGAGAUGGACCGAAAUGCCGCCACCCAGGCAGCCCGCCCCCUCCUGCCAGUGGCCUCGCCGACCCCCACGGCCACCCCCAGCCCCACCAGCCCCGCCACCACAGUGGUCCUCGAGGACAUGCUGGCCCAGGCUGUUGCCGCCGGCAUCGCACCAACGCUGGAGGUAGGACUGCACCGUCACCAUGCAGACAGGAACACGCUUUGAUGGAUGCGUGUGUGAUUGGUUUUUCCGUUCAUCCAUCAGGAGCUCAAGGAGCGCAAGCGCGCGGCCUGAGGGAAUAUCUGGGCACCCUGCAGCCAGCCGCCACCCCCCCGCCACCCCCCCGCCAGACCGAGGCGCUCAGAAGGCACCAUCAGGGUGAGUGAGUCUAUGUGGACGCCUACGCCGAAGGACACAUGUGUGUGUGCCUGUUGUGUGUGUCAGGUGAUCUGCCCUCAGUACCCUUCAGCGGCGACGAGCCUCUGGACUCGCUGCCGACGAGACCCAGACGGAGGCCCAUCCUGCACGCACUACGGUCGUCGUUCAUCUCAUCUGUCCGUCGUGCUGUGCUGUGCGUCACCAGAUCGCCUGAACUCAUGUUUGAUCUCCUGCCUGCCUGUGAACGAGCCUCGUGUGUGCAGAUCGCUGUCUCCAUUUUAUAU